Nematolebias whitei (Rio pearlfish) is the source of this 1574-nucleotide messenger RNA. Its product is annotated as cAMP-specific 3',5'-cyclic phosphodiesterase 4B. The transcript is spliced from 10 exons. NCBI's taxonomy places the organism in Eukaryota, Metazoa, Chordata, Actinopteri, Cyprinodontiformes, Rivulidae. Gene Ontology annotation, cellular component: nucleus; cytosol; perinuclear region of cytoplasm. Gene Ontology annotation, biological process: signal transduction. The record is from RefSeq and is a predicted model, not a curated record. Gene Ontology annotation, molecular function: 3',5'-cyclic-AMP phosphodiesterase activity; transmembrane transporter binding. The coding region runs from base 34 to 1551 and encodes 505 amino acids.
GGGAGCACCAGGGGCUCUGAACAGCUUAGCACCAUGCCUGAGGCCAACUACCUGUUCUCUUUGUCCUGGGGAUACAUUAAGUUCAAAAGGAUGCUGAAUCGGGAGCUGAGCCACUUGUCUGAGAUGAGUCGCUCUGGCAACCAAGUGUCUGAGUACAUCUCCUCCACCUUCUUAGACAAGCCAAAUGAACUGGAGCUCCCCUGCCCGGUUCAGAAGUCCAAAGACAGGAAGAAGAGGCAGGGCAAGCUGCAACAACAGCAGCAGCAGCAGGUUGGGACGACGACGCAGGUCAGCGGGGUUAAAAAGGUCACCAACACUUCCAACAUCUCCGGAAGCUGUGGGAACUGCUGCGGGGUCAACACAGACCAGGAGGAACUGCUUUGCAAAGAUCUCGAGGACAUCAACAAAUGGGGCCUGAACAUCUUCCAGGUGGCAGAGCACUCUCACAACCGGCCGCUCACGUGCAUCAUGUACACCAUUUUCCAGGAGCGAGAUCUGAUGAGGACAUUCAAGAUCCCAGCCGACACAUUUGUGACGUUCAUGCUGACCCUGGAGGACCACUACCACUCCAACGUGGCCUACCACAACAGUCUGCACGCUGCCGAUGUGGCCCAGUCUGCACACAUCCUGCUGUCCACGCCCGCUUUGGAUUCUGUCUUCACUGAUCUGGAGAUCCUAGCAGCCAUUUUUGCCGCAGCUAUUCAUGACGUGGACCACCCAGGAGUGACUAACCAGUUCCUCAUCAACACAAACUCGGAGCUGGCGCUGAUGUACAACGAUGAGUCAGUGCUGGAGAACCACCACCUGGCCAUGGGCUUCAAGCUGCUGCAGAAAGACAACUGCGACAUCUUCCAGAACCUGAGCAAGAAGCAGAAGCAGACGCUGCGGAGGAUGGUCAUGGACAUGGUUUUGGCAACGGACAUGUCAAAACACAUAAACCUCCUGGCCAGUUUGAAAACCAUGGUGGAAACUAAGAAGGUGACUAACUCCGGCGUCCUGAUGUUGGACAGUUACUCGGACAGGAUGCAGGUGCUGUGUAACAUGGUUCACUGCGCAGACCUGAGUAACCCAACCAAACCUCUGGACUUGUACCGGCAGUGGACAGACAGGAUCAUGGAUGAGUUCUUCCACCAGGGGGACAGGGAGCGAGAGAGGGGGAUGGAGAUCAGCCCCAUGUGUGACAAGCACACGGCUUCAGUAGAGAGAACCCAGGUUAGCUUUAUAGAUUACGUUGUGCACCCUCUGUGGGAGGCGUGGGCCGACCUGGUCCAUCCUGAUACCCAGGACAUCCUGGAUACACUUGAAUACAACAGGAACUGGUACCAAAGCAUGAUCCCCCAAAGCCCCUCUCCUUUCUACACCAGCGAUGGGGAAGGAGGACCACGUAGGGGCGGUGAGGGUGGUCCUGAAAGUAAAUUUCACUUCGAGCUGACGCUGGACAACCAGGAAAGACACGAUGGACACAGAGACAGUGGGGUGAUGAGCACUGCUGUCGUCAGAGACUGUCCCUGUGGAAAGGACGGGCUGGACAUCUCUGCUGCAGAAACAUAACUGAACUGGUGGCGUGCACGAAA